GGACUUUCAACCAGUGCCCUGCCUGCCCAUCUGGGACCCCUUCCCCUCUAGACAUGGCCUCAGGCCCCCUGGACCUCCAACCCUGUGGCACUUCAGGUAUAGAGAAAGCCUAAACGCCACCAGCCCAGGGCCCAUACCAUGCCACUUACCCAGGCUCAGCAAGCUUCUGGCAUAGAGGCCACGGAGACAGUGCCCCCAGCUGUGGACCUAGUGCUGGGCGCCUCGGCCUGCUGCCUCGCCUGUGUCUUCACCAAUCCCCUGGAGGUGGUUAAGACACGGCUGCAGCUGCAGGGGGAGCUGCAGGCCCGAGGCACCUACCCACGGCCUUACCGGGGCUUUGUGGCCUCUGUUGCCGCUGUGGCCCGAGCGGAUGGGCUGUGGGGCCUGCAGAAGGGGCUGGCCGCUGGCCUGCUGUACCAGGGCCUCAUGAACGGUGUGCGCUUCUACUGCUACAGCCUGGCAUGUCAGGCUGGCCUCACCCAGCAGCCAGGUGGCACCAUGGUUGCAGGUGCUGUUGCUGGGGCUCUGGGAGCCUUUGUGGGGAGCCCCGCUUACCUGGUCAAAACACAGCUACAGGCCCAGACAGUGGCCGCAAUGGCUGUGGGACACCAGCACCAUCACCAGAGCGUCCUGGGUGCCUUGGAGACCAUCUGGAGACAGCAGGGCCCAUCAGGGCUGUGGCGGGGUGUGGGUGGGGCUGUGCCCCGAGUCAUGGUGGGCUCAGCUGCCCAGCUGGCUACCUUCACCUCAGCCAAGGCCUGGGUGCAGGAGCAACAGUGGCUCCCUGAGGAUAGCUGGCUGGUGGCCCUGGCUGGAGGCAUGAUCAGCAGUGUAGCCGUGGUUGCUGUCAUGACCCCCUUCGAUGUGGCCAGCACUCGACUGUACAAUCAGCCAGUGGAUGGAGCUGGCAAGGGCCAGCUGUAUGGGGGUCUCCCUGACUGCCUGGUGAAGAUCUGGAGGCAGGAGGGCCCCAUUGCUCUCUACAAGGGCCUGGGCCCUGCCUACCUGCGCCUGGGCCCCCACACCAUCCUCAGCAUGCUCUUCUGGGACGAGCUACGGAAACUGGCCAGGCAGGCCCAGCACCAGGGCACCUAAGUGGCAUUCUUUACCCCACAUCCUAACACAGCUGGAACUUGGCCAGAAGUGACAGCCUACCCCAGCAGAACUGGCCAUCCAAGAGUGGGCCAUAAGUCCAGGCCCAGGGAGAGUGUGGACAACUCUGCCCACCCACCCCCCAGGGCCAUGGCCCAGCCAGGGCCAAAGCAGAGCAUCCACUCCAAGUUACCACCCAGCUGUUCUCCAGAAAGUUCUCUUCCUUCUCUGUCCUGGGUCACCACCAUCCCAGAGCCUUAAUCCUUGUUAUAAAAGUGCUGCAGGCAUGAGCCAAGUAACUUACAUACAUCAGCUGGCUUAGUCCUCAAACAGCAACAUGAGACAGGUAAUAUCCUCCUCGAGGGGUGACAUGGCUUUGACCAAAGCCACACAGUUGUGCAGUGGCAGAGUGAGGGCUGGAACUCAGCUGUGCCCACCAGACCUGUGCCCUGGAGAAGGGCGCUACCAUGCCAGGAGGAGACCAAGGGGCAGCAUGAGGCUGUGGCGACAACGUCACCUGUCUUCUUUACUCGGACUGCCAUAACACAGUAUCACAGACCCAGGGACUUUAAACAACUUUUAAACAACGGAAAUUGAUUCUCUUGCAAUUCUGGAGGCUGGAAACCUGAGAGCAAGAUGUCAGCAGGGCUGGUUUC
Molecule: messenger RNA, 1748 nt
Organism: Otolemur garnettii (small-eared galago)
Lineage: Eukaryota; Metazoa; Chordata; Mammalia; Primates; Galagidae
Gene: SLC25A34
Product: solute carrier family 25 member 34
Exons: 5
Coding region: 139-1095 (318 amino acids)
Source: RefSeq, a predicted model, not a curated record